Messenger RNA from Funneliformis mosseae, 230 nucleotides. NCBI's taxonomy places the organism in Eukaryota, Fungi, Glomeromycota, Glomeromycetes, Glomerales, Glomeraceae. The record is from the annotation of a GenBank genome assembly.
CAAAGUCAAAAUAUUUCAUUAGAAGAAUCUAAUCAAAAUUUAUCAAGAAGAUUUUCAGUUACAUCUAUUGCAUCAGCAUUUUUUAAUACAUCUGUAUCUAAUACUGUUACAGAAUCUUCAAAUCAAAAAUUGCAUACAUCAAUACCAAAUUCUAUUUUGUCAAAUAUGAUAGUAGCUAGCAAUGGUAUUCCAAAACCUUAUAGAAGUAAAGCUAAAAAUAUUUGUAGAGA